AUUUCUGGUUAUAUAUCAUGUAUAUAUGAUUCAAAUCUUGUACAAAAAAUUAUAUCUGCUAAAACAUGUUAUAUAAAAUGGAUAUUUUUAAAUAACAGCCAUAUAGUUUUUCUUCAUCUUAGCUGAUGCCUCUUUAGGAUAAAAAGAUAGUGUGCAUGGUAGCCAUCUUUACUAAGGUUAAAAUACAUGCCACAUAAUUUCAUCACCAUCUUAAGAUGACCAUGUGAUAUAAACCAACUAAGACAACACUAUUAAAACUUAGUCUUGCUGGGUGAUAGCGGCACAUGCCUUUAAUCCCAGCACUUGGGAGGCAGAGCCAGGGGGAUCUCAGUGACUACGAGGCCAGCCUGGGCUACAGAGUGAGAUCCAGGACAGGCACCAAAACUACACAGAGAAAUCCUGUCUCGAUAAACAAAAACAAACAAACAAACAAACAAGAAACUUUAGUCAUACUGUCAUCCUUUUAGACUAAAGAAACAAUGACAAGUCUCCAAGAUAUUUUGGCUUAGAAUCGAUUUCUGUAUGAUAAAUUCCUGAGGUUGUAAAGGUAUACUCAGGUUAACAAUAAUUUGGAAAUGUAUGUCUAAAACUGUAAAAUCCUAAUCUUAUGAAAGCUAUUAACUUGCUGUAAACCGUUAAAAUAGUUAAAACAUACAAAUUAACGGUCAAUCACUUUAUAAAUGAUCAUAUUUUUAAUGUGCUCAAAACUAAGUUUAUAGUCAUUCUAAAUACAAAUAUGAACCAUGUAAAAAGCAGCGUUGACCUUCUAUAUUUGUUUUCACGGUUAAGCCUAGUGCAAAUAUGUAAAAACAAAGUUUGCUUAAAAUCAAAGUUUAUGGUGGGGAUAAAGCGCUUGGGGCUUGGGGGUGUUGGUAAGAGGGGCACCAGGGCCAGGGGAGUGGGGGAAGAGGGGCCGCAUGCUGGGGUUGACACGGGCUUGCCAUCCUCAGGUGUUUCUCAUGAUCCGCCGCCACAAGACCACCAUCUUCACGGAAGCCAAGGAGUCCAGUACCGUGUUCCAGCUAAAGCGUGUUGUCCAAGACAUCCUCCAGCGGCCUCCAGAAGAGCAGCGCCUGUACAAGGAUGACCAGCUCCUUGAUGACAGAAAAACUCUGGGCGAGUGUGGCUUUACUAGCCAGACAGCUCAGAUACAGGCCCCAGCCACUGUGGGCCUGGCCUUCGGUGCAGAUGAUGCCUUUGAAGCCCUGCACAUUGAGCCCUUCUCCAGCCCUUCAGAGCUCCCAGAUGUGAUGAAGCCAUAAGAUUCUGGAGGCAGGGCCAAUAAACAAGCUGUGCAGUGAGGCCCCAGGCCCAUCAUCCCCCUAGAGACCCAUUCUCUCAAUAAAGACGAUU
Messenger RNA from Peromyscus californicus insignis, 1353 nucleotides. RefSeq names its product elongin-B-like. Lineage: Eukaryota; Metazoa; Chordata; Mammalia; Rodentia; Cricetidae. The transcript has a single exon. Gene Ontology annotation, molecular function: protein binding. Gene Ontology annotation, biological process: transcription elongation by RNA polymerase II. Gene Ontology annotation, cellular component: VCB complex; elongin complex. Bases 918 to 1262 code for a protein of 114 amino acids. The record is from RefSeq and is a predicted model, not a curated record.